UAACCCCUAACAACCCCUGUUUCACUAAAAAAAAAUAUGUGUAUGAUAUGUGCAUCCGUUUACGUCAUGUUCACCACGGCGGUGCCAAAUAGAGACGAAAAUCUUUUGAUUAAUCACUGAGAAGGGAUUUCCUUUCUUCGAGGAACUUCAAGUGCGUUUUUUGCCGGGGUAAUUGCGAGCUGUCAGGAGAGUUAAUCUCGGGUAUUCAGUUGGGUUCGAAUGGAUCGAACCAGAGACUCUGCAUCAUCAGACGUCAUGUCGAUGAAUUGAAGAAAAUCGGAUAUUGAAAUUAAUAUCUGAAGGACAAUAGUAAAAGACCUCAACAAUGGCUGUGGAAAUACUGGACGUGGAUCAUUUUGCCAUUAGUGCUGUUGUCACUAUUUGCAUGCAGCUGAUAUUCUUCUCGAUAGCUGCGACAUUUCAAAUGGACAAAGUCACAGAUUUUGCUGGGGGUGUUAACUUUAUAAUCGUAGCACUUUUGACGUUCUAUCUCGGUCAAGAAGGAAAAACUUAUGACAGUCGUCAGCUGAUGGUGACGGUGAUGGUGUGCAUUUGGGGUGCCCGUUUGUCCCUUUACCUUUUCUACAGGAUCCUGAAAAUUGGUCGAGACAAACGAUUCGACGAUCGCAGGAGUAACGUCAUAAGAUUCGCUGUCUUCUGGUCGUUUCAAGCAAUUUGGGUUUACGUCGUGAGCCUUCCAGUGAUACUGAUCAACUCACCUAGACACAAAAUUCCAAUUGCUCCAAAAACAAUGACUACCCUAGACAGCGCUGGAACCGGCUGCUUCAUCGUUGGACUUCUGGCAGAGACUUACGCCGAUUUGCAGAAAUUUGCCUUCAGGCAGGAUCCAGUUAACAAUGGAAAAUGGUGCAACGAUGGACUCUGGAGCUUCUCGAGACACCCCAAUUACUUUGGAGAAAUUCUCGUGUGGUGGGGAAUUUUUGUGAUAUCGUUGAAUGUUAUCCAGGGAAUAGAGUGGGUUGCAAUCGCCUCUCCAAUUUUUACAACGUUCAUUUUACUGUUUUUAUCGGGUAUGCCAUUGUUGGAAAAAUCAGCGGAUGAGCGAUACAGAGAUAACGCGGAGUAUCGUCAGUACAAACAGUCAACGUCUCCCCUAAUUCCCCUGCCCCCGACAAUUUACUCGGAAGUUCCCUGGUUCCUCAAGUGCUUCCUCUGCUGUGAAUUUCCCCUGUACGAUUCCCUGGACGUCAAGCCACGAUCAGCAGUCACGGAGUCAACGUCGAUCAGCCUGGCAGCGUCCACGUAGCUAUAAAUUAACGUCGGGCUUUCACUGUUUCGAAUCCCGGCGUUUCUUUAUUUCCCGCAAUUUUUCUAUUUUCCCCAAUUUUUUGUGAUUAAUUUUAUCUAUUGAAACUAUUCCAUUACUUAUAACUUCUAAUUCUGUCUAUUUUUGUCGCAUUUUUAUUCCUUUGUUCGGUACAACGUUACAUAUUUUUUCUAGUCUUCCCAAACGUUUCGAUUUUUCCGAAAGAAAAAAUCAAAAAAAUUACUCUAGAAAUGAUUUUUUCUCGUUUUCAAAUUCGUGUACUUUAUUGCGAUUGGUUAUGAUUAUUUGUUUGUUACUAGGUAGAGUUUAAUCAAAUGAAGAAUUUAUUCCGAGGGAAGAGAUUCCUGCGUGGAAUAAAAUAAGAAGACAUUUGAAAGCGAAAAAAAUGAGCAGAAAAAAUUACAAUCUGAAUAAUUCUAGUAAAAAAAUUGAAUCAUUGAGGGAAACGCUAGAAAUAAUUCAAAGAGAAUUAGAAUUGUUGAACUUCCUCACCGAUCUACUUAUUUUAUUCUGCCUCAGGAAUAUUGUGGAAUAACUGAAAAUCCAAUUUAUCGAUCAACAAUUGAGCCAAAGAGUGAGAGAGAAUCGAAAAAAGUGACAUUCUGUGAAUGCUAUUUUCUGAAUUGUUUUUGGAUCGAGAGUGAGAGAUGAGGAUUAACCCCUGGCAUGGACACCAUGGCCCCCAUAACCCUCGACAGCUCACGCCAAAAUGCAUAAUAAUUAAAUUCCAAAUGGAAUACCGAUGUCGAGACAAGUGUUUUUUGAUAGAAUGUUCUAGUUCUUCAAAAUAAAAUAUUUCGUUCUUCUACGUGACAGGAGAAAUUGAAUAGUUUAUCGACAUAGAUAAUCAUUUUAUAACGAUUUUAUUGCACAUUGCCUGCUGUCCCUGCCAGGGAUUUAAAGAAUUAAUCUAGUCUGUAAACGAACAAUUUACGCUCAACGAGAAAUAAUGAGUGACGAAUACAGAAAUUCUAUUUAACUAGGGAAACAAAAAUAGGUGCGAAACACUUGAGGAAUGCGGAGUUGAUGUCCAAUGACGUCGUAUUCAUUAAAAAACAGGAUUGAAGAUAUGAAUUAUCCAAAGGAUGUCUUCUAGACUGGACCAAUAGCCAAAGAAGGGAAUAGAUAUAUCAAUUAGAUGUUAAUAGGUUUCAAAAUUAUCCGAGGCCUCGUUGUAACGCUAUUACGUGUUCAUCAACACCUUGGUUCUCCAUCCUUGAUCUUCCGAAGAGAGAAAAAAAAUUCAAACGGUAGUUAACGUGUCCAGUGAAGUGGAAAACAAAUAGAUUUUGCUCAUAUUUUGAUGAUUUCACUCAAUCCAGGAUUUUUGUUUGGAAAAGGUGAAUUAAUUACGAAAUUAUUUAUUAAUAGAUAAAUCAAUAUGUCUAUUAGUCCGGUAAUUAGUCCACACAUUAAUAAUUCAUUUCAAGUAAUAAAUACUUAAUUUAUGAAAAGAGACCUUGAAAAAAAGCAGGAGAAAUCUCUCUUUCGUCUUUCGUUUGUAAAAGACUUUUAGAAAAUCUUGAAAAAAAAUUAUCUCAAGCUCAGUCCUAGCGAAUGCUUCCAGUACGUGAGAAAGAGUCCCUUAGCUGUAAGAGAACCACAGAAAAAAAUCCCUAAAACUUUAGUCUUCUGUGUGUCCUGUAAAUUCGGAAAAGCCUUAGUAAUUCGUAAAUGAUAAACUCCUAUCACUAAUUAUAACUAAUCAAAUCAAUGGGAAAAAUUAAAAAAUGCAGUUGCAUCUAGUGAAAUCGACGAUUAAAAAAAAAUUAUCGAUGAUAAUAGGAUUCGUAAAUAUUUAGGCCAUAGAUUUAAUGGAAAAACGAAUUUAUUUCUCUUAAAAUUUGUACAUAAAAUUCACAUCGCCUGAUUCACUUAUUAUUGAUCAAAAAUAUCCGUCAGCAAAUGAAUAUUAAUUAAUCGGUAUGUAAGACGGGAGGAUCCCUAUAGGAGGUCUUCUAGGGCGUACCUCCUCAUCAAUUGGUUGUGAUUUCAUCUCAGUAUUGUCAGUAACAACAACAUCGGUCUCAUUCGAUGCUUUAUGCAUCAUCUUCAUUAACUCAAUUUUUUUAUUAAUUUUUAAUUUUUUAAUCUUUAAAUCGUUCUCACUACAGCUAUCAUCGUAGUACCUUCUUUUAAUGUUAUCGUGAGAUGAAAUAUCAACCGAUUUUUUCACUGAUAUUGAUUUGUUGUAUGUGUUUGAGGGUCGUGGAAGUCUCAAAGUAUCUUGCUGUGGUAACAAACAUUGUUUAUGAGGAUAUGGACAAUUCUUACCUUUCGCACAUCGCCCGUACUUGUCAAAUUCAGGACAUAUGUUGGUAUGGCGUUCUUUGCACUGUGAAAUAAUUUGUUUGACGAUAAAUGGUUAAAGAAAAUUGAAAACUAUAUCACGUAGCACGUUUCAGUGCUUCUUUAAUUGUAAAAUUUUAGCAUAUCAAGUUUUAAUGUUAUUUAUUCUGAAAUUUAUUGGAAAAUAAAGUGAUUGAGAUGUUUGGAAAUUUUGACAGGAAAUCAUUUUAAAAACGAUAAUAAUAAUAUCAAUACCCUCAUUACUAAAAUAUUACAAGGAAUAUUCAGACCUAAAAAUCACAAUCAGUGUAAUCCAAUAAAUUCCAGGAAAAAUUGUAGAUUUUAAAUUAAAAAAAUGUGAAAAAAAAAA
Molecule: messenger RNA, 3947 nt
Organism: Diachasmimorpha longicaudata
Lineage: Eukaryota; Metazoa; Arthropoda; Insecta; Hymenoptera; Braconidae
Exons: 6
Coding region: 326-1267 (313 amino acids)
Biological process (GO): lipid metabolic process
Cellular component (GO): membrane
Molecular function (GO): oxidoreductase activity, acting on the CH-CH group of donors
Source: RefSeq, a predicted model, not a curated record